AUGUUACAACGAGAACGCCAUUUGGUAGCACACAAAAGUGUGCGGUUGACCUCAUUUCGAAAUUUGACAUUAUGUUUGUUUGGAAUCGCCGCAGGAAUAUUUCUAGUCAACAUUCUUCGCAUCACCAUAAGCCGAAGAAGGAUCUCGUGUGGCUCACACAGACAUGGACAUCCGACCGAGUUCGGGAAGACGACACUGGGCGGAUCACACGACUUGCUAGCUUCCUCUGAAGAAAGAUUCCUUUUUGUGGGUGUAAUGACUACGAGGAAAUUCUUGGCCACACGAGCUUUGGCGAGUAGGCUGACGUGGGUAUCCCGGGUUCCUGGACAAGUUGUUUAUUUCUUGGAAAAGGGCGAGGCAUACCAAGGAGACUUGAAUGUGGUCGAGCUGGACGGCAUUGAAGAAAACGCCUACCCUCCCCAGAAGAAAUCCUUUGCAAUGUUGCAGUACAUCAACCAUCAUUACGCUGAGGAUUAUGAGGUGAUAUCUUAUGUAUCUUUGUUGAUCAAGAAAACGUAUUUGACAGAAUAG
Candidula unifasciata is the source of this 531-nucleotide messenger RNA. Lineage: Eukaryota; Metazoa; Mollusca; Gastropoda; Stylommatophora; Geomitridae. The record is from the annotation of a GenBank genome assembly.